Molecule: messenger RNA, 3112 nt
Organism: Megalops cyprinoides (Indo-Pacific tarpon)
Lineage: Eukaryota; Metazoa; Chordata; Actinopteri; Elopiformes; Megalopidae
Product: Y+L amino acid transporter 2
Exons: 10
Coding region: 410-1870 (486 amino acids)
Biological process (GO): amino acid transmembrane transport
Cellular component (GO): membrane
Molecular function (GO): L-amino acid transmembrane transporter activity
Source: RefSeq, a predicted model, not a curated record
GGCUAUUGCUGAAUCAAAACUGCAGUUUGUACAUUUUCCCUUUAAAGAACACACUUUGUGCUACAAAGACACAGUUGGGCUUAAACGGUUGAUUUAAAUCAAUUGGCAACCACGAGUUUUUAAUCUCGUAGUAUUAUCAUAACAUACAGACAUUAACGCUAUCGGACCUUACUAAAGAAUUAUUCGAUUUGGACAAUGCUGCCUUUAGCAGAAUAGUGCCUUUCACGUGAUUACAAGUGCCGCUAUCACGUGACCUCCGAGCAACUUGCCAGCGCAAAACAAAAUUUGCCAGUAGACCGCGCUGCAAGCUCACCCUGAGCAUCUUGACUCCGCGUUGUGAGCUGUGAAUAGGGACAACAAAAGGGAAACUUGCCUGGAGUCACCUGGAGCUGCAGUAUAGCCUGGGAAAAUGGAUGACCAUGAUAUCAGUAGGCAUGUGCCUGGGGACCAGAGGAAGGAAGGCAUGCAGCUAAAGAAGGAGAUCUCCCUGCUGAAUGGUAUCAGCCUCAUUGUGGGAAACAUGAUUGGAUCUGGCAUCUUUGUUUCCCCAAAAGGCGUACUCCUAUACAGUGCCUCCUAUGGACUGUCGCUGGUCAUCUGGACUCUCGGGGGCAUUUUUUCUGUGAUUGGGGCCCUGUGCUAUGCUGAGCUGGGAACCACCAUCACUAAGUCGGGUGCCAGCUACGCCUACAUCCUGGAAUCCUUUGGUGGCUUUAUUGCCUUCAUCCGGCUGUGGACCUCCCUCCUCAUCAUUGAGCCCACCAGCCAGGCUGUCAUCGCCAUCACCUUUGCUAACUACCUGGUGCAGCCCCUCUUCCCCACCUGCGAGCCACCCUAUUUGGCAUCUCGCCUCAUCGCUGCUGCCUGCAUCUGUCUGCUGACAUUCAUUAAUUCAGCCUAUGUGAAAUGGGGCACCCGAGUCCAGGAUGUCUUUACUUAUGCCAAGGUCCUCGUUCUAAUCGUCAUCAUCAUCACUGGGAUAGUGAAGCUCUGUCGAGGGUACACCAUGAACUUCGAGGCUUCCUUCCAAGGCUCGUCAUUGAACCCAGGUGACAUCGCUCUGGCACUUUACUCUGCACUCUUCUCCUACUCAGGAUGGGACACCCUCAACUUUGUCACAGAAGAGAUCAAGAACCCUGAGAGGAACCUGCCAUUGUCUAUUGCCGUCUCUAUGCCAAUUGUCACCAUCAUCUACAUCCUGACAAAUGUGGCUUAUUACGCUGUGCUGGACAUGAGCGCCAUCCUUGCCAGUGAUGCUGUUGCUGUGACAUUUGCUGACCACACCCUGGGAGUGAUGAACUGGUCAAUCCCGAUUGCUGUGGCACUGUCCUGCUACGGUGGCCUGAAUGCAUCUAUCAUUGCUGCUUCCAGGCUGUUCUUUGUGGGUUCCCGUGAAGGACAUCUCCCCGAUGCCCUGUCCAUGAUUCAUGUAGAACGAUUCACUCCCAUCCCUGCUCUUCUCUUCAAUUGUGCCAUGGCAUUAAUCUACCUGACUGUGGAGGACGUCUAUCAGCUGAUUAACUACUAUAGCUUUAGCUACUGGUUCUUUGUAGGGCUGUCCAUUGCAGGACAAAUUUACCUGCGCUGGAAGGAACCUGAGCGACCCAGGCCUGUAAAGCUGUCCUUGCUGUUUCCCAUCGUAUUCUGUCUCUGCACUGUGUUCCUGGUGGGUGUGCCCCUGUACAGUGACACCAUCAACUCCCUCAUUGGUAUUGCCAUCGCCCUUUCCGGGGUGCCUGUCUACUUCCUGGGCAUCCACCUCCCAGUGUCCACACGCCCUCCAUUCAUUACCAAGCUGCUGUGUUUCAUCACUGGCUUUACACAGUUCACCUUCUUCUGUGUGCUGACUGAAAUGGAUAUUGCUGAUUAGCCCAGACCACAUGGAGCUGUGUACCCUCACCUCAGUUACCUAGUAACGUUACAGUUCUCCAACAGUCAUAUGAGACAGGCAGAGUGCUGGAAGCCUGUCAAGCCUGGGACUGAGUUGCUGUUCAGAUGAAGUCUCUUCACCAGAACAUGGCAUUCCACAAAGGACCAGUGCCUUCCAAGCCUCAUUCCAGUAGUGGAAUGCAUUUGAAGUUUAUUUGAUCAUGUACUGAAGCUAGAAUUAUUUAUUAGAUAAAGAAUAAUGCUGAGGUCAUCAGGUCAAAAUCUACUAGUCUCCGAUAACAUUCCAUCAUUUUUCCAUAACACCAGAGUGACACCAGAGGAAUCCUGCCCUGCUAAGUGGCGCUGCAUGUGCAGGGAGUAUAUGCGGACAGUGGGAGGAGCCAGAUCUGAUGGAUAAAAGUGUACUGUGGUGGCUUCUCUUAUUCUGCAAUGACUCACUGGAUUGCUAUGCCAUGGUUUUACUGUAGCGCAGUGAUGUGCUGUUUUCAGGCAUAUAGUAAUUUUGUGAUUGUAAAAUGAUUACUUUUACCUGCAUCUACUGCCAAAGGAAUUUGUCUCCUGUCUAGCUGCUCAGAAUACAACUGUAAGGCAAAUACCAAAUGUACACAUUGUUUUUCUAAACAGAAACCUCAGGCAUUUAAUGUCUUUUUUCUUUGGCAACAAUCCUAUCAGAAGCCAGAAUCAGUCAGGAUUUGAGACCCUGGUAAAUAAAACCUGUCUGUAAAAUCUGUAUGAAACGAUGCAUCAUGUUUCCACUCCUGUGCAAAUUGUUAUCACACCGGGAUCACACAGUAAUGGAACACACCACACACAAAUUCUGUUGAUUAUCAGUUUUAACUAAUUUAUGGCAUGACUUUUAACAAAUCACUAUAAAUGGAAACAAGAUAAUUUGUCAGCUCAUAAUUCCAGCAAUAAAAAUCCAAUAAUAAUCUUCAAUAGAAAACAUUUAUUUCAAACAUUAAUAUACAGUGCUGCUGUGCAAAGCCCACAUCCUCCAUCAGCCAUCAUUUGCACAGCCAAUCAAAAUAUCUUUUACACUGACUCAAAAUCAUUAAUGAUGUGUUUCUGCCAAGGGGAAAACAUAUUUGAGACACACAUUUACUGAACAUUCCAUAAAAUGAUUCUUCAGUGUGUCAGAGGGUGGCAUUCACCAGGCAUCGUCACUCCUACAUGAUUGUAGGUGUUGACUAGCCUAAUAUAAAAUAGAAUCAAUCAAUCAAAU